This is a messenger RNA of Sitodiplosis mosellana (orange wheat blossom midge), 2121 nucleotides long. Its product is annotated as zygotic gap protein knirps-like. Lineage: Eukaryota; Metazoa; Arthropoda; Insecta; Diptera; Cecidomyiidae. Bases 776 to 1645 code for a protein of 289 amino acids. Gene Ontology annotation, molecular function: sequence-specific DNA binding; DNA-binding transcription factor activity; zinc ion binding. The transcript is spliced from 3 exons. Gene Ontology annotation, biological process: regulation of DNA-templated transcription. The record is from RefSeq and is a predicted model, not a curated record.
UUCACAUUCAUUCAGUGACGCUCGUUACAUACAGAAGUAUACCAAAUUCUAUUUCGUCGAAGUUGUUUGUUGUUUUGUUUUUUUUUUUCGUUCGUUCGUUCGUUCGUUUCGUUGCUUCUCGCCGUCACAAAUCUUUCGUUUUCGUGUGCUGUCCGUCGUGUGAAUUUUAUUUUCUCUUCUCGAUCGCUUGGCCAUACAUGUGCGACAACUACGACGACGACGACUACGACAACGACCACAACGUUUCAUUUCAAGUAUUGAACAUUGAGUAUUGAGCGCAAUCAACAACAAAUCACCUGUGUGUACAUUUUUCGCCUUAAAAAUUGUGCACAGUUUGUUCGUUUCUUUUUUGUUGGCAAUUUUUUUUUACUGAUUCACAUCGAUUCGUUGCAUUCGAAUAUUAUUUAUUAUUCAAUUAAAAACAGAAAAUUUAUUUGGUUUUUUUUUCUGGACUAAUUUAAACACAUUCAAACGAUAUUUAAAAUUGUGCGCAGAUACAGAUUUUCGGUGUGUUUUUGAACUUAUUGAUCUUUGGUAUUGGAACUUGAUUAUAAACAAACGUGAAUGUAGAACGCAAUUUUAUCGAAAAAUUUAGUGUGUUUUCGGGCAGAAAUUGAUAAUCCAACAUGUUUGCAUGCUGAUCUAUUGAGAGCUUUCUUCAGCCCAAUUGGACUUGAAUAAAUUUAAUCAAAACUAAUUAUUGUGCACAGAAGUUGGAAGAGAGCUAGUUUCAUUUGAACGUGAAAAUUACUGGAACAAAGAAUAAAAUAAAAUUAUGAAUCCAUUGUGUAAAGUGUGCGGUGAUCCAGCGGCCGGGUAUCAUUUUGGUGCAUUUACUUGUGAAGGAUGUAAGUCAUUUUUCGGCCGAGCCUGUAACAAAUCGCAAUCGAUACCUGAAUGCAAGAAGAAUAACAAAUGUGUCAUCAAUAAAAAUACGCGAACGACAUGUAAAGCGUGCCGUUUGACAAAGUGCAUUCAGGUCGGUAUGUCAAAGGGCGGUUCAAAGUUUGGCCGUCGAUCGAAUUGGUUUAAAAUCAAUUUUUUGCUGGAAGAAAAGCAAAAAGCAUCCAUGAAAAUGAGCGAACAUAUGAAAUCGGUGGCUGAAAGUAAUUUAUUUUCACAAGCGGCCGCAUUGUACCCCAAACAAUUUCCAAUGCAACAAAAUCAACAACCAUCACCCAUAUCAUCGACCUCAUCGUCAAAUAGUUUAGAUUUAAUGUCACCCAUGUCACAGUACACAAAUUUACCGCCAAACCAUGAACUAGCACUUCAAUCGAAUCCAUUUUAUUCGGCCGCUAUGCAAUAUCCACUGCAUCCGGCCCUAUUGCAAACCACCAUCGAACGAUUGUCAGCAUAUUAUUUCAAUCAAAAUUAUCUGCAACCACAGCGAAACGAGUCGAUGUCGAGUAAUGAUGACAUCGAUUCCGAUGAUGCAUCAAAUGGUGGCGCCGCUCAACGACAUGCGGCUACUGUAUCAAAUUUAAGAAUGUCCGCAUCGCCAACACCAUCAUCAUCAUCGUCUAGUUCGAUUGCCGUACCAACCGCCGACAAUCAAGAUUAUCCAAUGGAUUUGAGCGUCAAAUCAUCACCUCGUCAAGUAGAUUUCUCCAUAUCAAGCCUUCUGAAAAUUGCUCCCACAGCUUAAUUUUAUAUAGAAUUUUAUUUUUUAAUUGAUUUUACACCUAAUUUUUUUUUUCUUGUUGAUGUUUUUUCUUUCUUCGUAGGAAUUUCACAUGACAUUGUUAAAAAAAAAAAAAAAGAAUUUAAUGCAAGAAUUUAGAAUUGAAGGGUCGACACUUUUGUUUUUCUUUUCUCGUCUUUAUUGAGGUUCAUCCUAAAACAUUUCAACCAUUCAUGGUAAGAUAUCAACCAUAUACAGGAUUAGCUUAAAAUUGAUUUUAUGAUAUAUAUCAAAGUGUUUAUUACAACAACAACAUAAGCAACAAAAGCUUUUGAACGAGAAAAAAAAACAGACUGGAUUUCGUUGCGCACCUUAAAUGAUCACAUGAGGGAUGCACACAGGGCGAAACCAAUAUUAUUUGAAAGAGAAUAAUUAGUUAUGUACAUUUAAUAGGCGGAAAUUUUAAAGUAUUAAUAAAAUUGCAUUUAAUGAAAUAGAAA